Molecule: messenger RNA, 2562 nt
Organism: Trypanosoma theileri
Lineage: Eukaryota; Euglenozoa; Kinetoplastea; Trypanosomatida; Trypanosomatidae
Exons: 1
Coding region: 1-2562 (853 amino acids)
Source: RefSeq, a predicted model, not a curated record
AUGAAAACUAAAGGUGCCAUUAGACAACCAUGGACGUUUCUUGCUGUUACUGCCCCAUUGUGUCUGUACUACGUGCUAUUAGCUGUGAUGAUGGCAGGGAUGUGUCGUUGGUAUAGUUUUGCGCUUGCAAUUGCUACAAUAGUUUUUCUAGGCAUUCUUAUACCAAUAGGAGUUAUCGCACAAUUGCGUUGUGAUAGAGCGAAUGCUGAAGUGACAGCCCCACUGGUAUGCUUUACUAAUCCAAAUGAGUUUGAAAGUGAAGCAGUAGAACAUCGUCAUCAGCGUCAGAGAUCUAAGACUCCACGAAGUUUACGUAACCCCUCGGUAGCUUCUCGGAUACGAGAAGAGAAGUUAGGAUAUGAUGCUGCUGCAGAUAAUGCAUUCAAUAAUAAUACUAGUAAUAAUGGUAGUAAUGAUAAUGAGACUUCAACACAUUUGGGAGAACAACGCCUUUCACCAACGGCAUCUACUUCGCUCACAAGUAGUUCCGCUACAGAUGUUAAACCUAUGUCAUUUCCCGUAUUGCGUCAAUCAUGGUUGCAGAAUGGAACAACAUACUCUUCUGGUGAAGAGAAAAAUCCUUCAGAAAGGCAGACUCAUCUGAGGUCUAUACAACACAAUCAUAAUAUGAGUAUUGACUCUACACGAGUAGAAAGUCUCACAAAACUCUCCCUUGCUACGCAGUGUUCAUCAAAUCAACCUCAGAGAUUUCUUGAUUAUGAGGAGGAUGAUGGAGGAGCUGUAGAAGAUAAACCUAACCCUGCUCUUGCCGAGAUGCGCUCACUGGACCGAGAAGAAGUAGAGAAUAGACGUCCUAUGGCUUUUUCAAUUUACAGUCAAACCACACUCAAUGAAUCUCCUCUUGGAGUAUCUUCGAUUAAACCACUACCAGUAAUAGUACAAUGGGUGUCUAUCAUUUGUCUCAUAUUAUUGGAAAUACUACUACUUGCAGGGUCAUUUUGGAUAGCAUUCAGUAGCGAAGAAGGCAUUGCAGCUAUUCCUGCUUUUUACGCCCCAUUUAUCUUAAUGCAUUUUAUGCAUCUUCUUCGGUUUGUUUCCGGAGACGAAAAAGAUACCGUGAAAAGCAAUUGCAUUUCCUUUCUUGCUCAUCCUGCUACAUCCCUCUUUGUUGCUAUUAUUGGAAUGAUUUUGUACAUUUUUGCCGUUGCCCAAUCCUUAAGAAUGAGUUGGACGGAACCAUAUGUAUGGGGAUGUGAUGGUACGGUGUCUAUGGCUCUACGUGCGGUUUAUUAUCUCUCGCCGCUUCCUAUUGUGGUGGCCCCGUGGUUUGGGCGGGGAUUCGCCGUGGCGGCCCGCGUCGGUGGGAUGAGAGCCUCAACGGCCGGAAAGUACAAAACACCCCGCCGCGCACCUUCACUCCAACGGGGAUCCCGCAGUCGUAGUCAUUCAAAUCCAUUUCACCAGGGCCGUGUUAGCGCAUUACGGGUGUUUCAUUCGGAUAAUGAAUUAGAUGAUGGAGAAUUAUCAUCUAUUCAACUCUCACAAUGUCCAUCAGCUUCUGCUACGCGUAAUUGCAAUCGCUCAGGGCGCUCCAUCGUCUUUACAUCAUCGGGAACAGCAGCAGGGAGUCAUGUCUCAUCCGUUCAUCAUGCUGUACCUGUCGGUUUUCAGCCACAAGUGAAAAGCGUUACACUAUUGUAUGUGGCAUACCGUGAUCCAAGAAGAGUAUCCACUAGUGUUGAUGGUGAAAGAAGAGAAUUCAUAAAUAAUAAAAAUCCAAAGGAACUUCAGGAAAUGGAAUCGGCUAAUUUUCAAGCAUUAUUAAAUGCAGCAAAGGAAAUGGAAGCCCAUCAUGGUCCAUUUAUUUUAACUGCCCAUCGUGAUGCUUUAUGCUUUGUAUGUGGUGUACAACCAUUUUCUGCAGAUCCGAUCCUUUGGGCAGUUGAUACGGCAAAUGAUUUCUUUAAGGUAUUCGUUCCACCAACUAAGAGUGAAAACAAUUAUUCUCUUGUUGCCGCAGUACUAUAUGCUCCUCAUGCGUUAAUUUCUAUUGUAGGUACAAGUGAAAUGUGUACGGUGCAUUUUUUGGGUAAUGAACACUAUGUUGGAGAACAACUUCUCUCACGUGGUUUUUUGCUCCGUAGUCUUGAGAAACAGAGACGGUCAGGAAAACCCUUUUCUACAAGUGGAUUAUUACUUGAUUACCGCGCUGCACAUCUCGCCGCUUCAAGGAUUUUAUGUCGACCUGUUGGUAUAGUUCCUAAUGUCUCUUCUACAUGGACCACGGGAUCAAUAACGGGUGCUAAUUCACCAUCCAAGACAAUGUUAGAGAAUUAUACUGUAAUUUACGACUUUGUUUUGAGAAUCAAUGAAAAACAUGAGGAGUGGCACCUUGCGGCGGAAACGCGGGAACAGCGGUCGGCAGGUUUUCUGCCAGCAGUUGAGGCAGCCCAGGCAUUCUUUCAAGGAAACUUGAAUGCGGCUAAACGUGCUCUUGGAAAUCCCACAAAUAGUGAACAUGACGCGUUGCUGCAGCUGAUGUCGUCAGACGUGGAUCACAUUAUGGCAGUUAGUAAGGGCUCGAGAAAAACGACAGAAUGA